AGGUGUACCACCAUCUGAGGUGCGCCAGUUGGUGUCGCCCCUCGUAACGACCGCCGAAGUGGUGCUGUGGCAUCGGAAAGCGCGGGAAAGCUUAUCCACGUUUCCCGCGCUUAUCCACUUCGGUCCAGCGUAAUGUUUUUGGGUCCUGUUGCACGGCGACCGUUGACGGGAAGAGCAGGGCGGGAAAUCCGCGCCUCUUGUGAUUUGACCGAUCAAUCGGCGGGAAGAGGCUGCACGAGCGCCUUCGCACUUGCGUGACUGCAGUUGGCCUCGACGACACCGGUAGCGAGUGAGGCAGAGAGGGACGUGGGUACGUGGAGUACGGGGGGGUAUGUGUACGGGCUCAGCAGCGAUGGCUGCCCUCGCGCGACCGGUCGUUGUAGUCCACGGACAUGGCUUGGUUGUCGAAGCCAAGAGCAGCGGUUCAAGCGUUCAGGGCGUCCGACGCCGGACGACCGGUCGGCGAAGUGCAAGGCAUGGUGUAGCUGACGCCGACUCGAUAUCGGCGAUUUCCAGGUCGAUCUGCAAGUCGUUCCCAUGCCUCGCAAAGCACAGGCGACCGGUCGUUGGCAGGGAAGGCCCGCGGGAAACGCGAGGAGGAGAGGACCGGACAUUCCGGGUUCUCCACGUGCAUCAAGGUGCUUUUGGCGGGAAACGCGGCCAGCGUGUGCCUCCUCAGCGCGGAGGCAAUCUGAAAGAGAAACCCGUGCGAACUGUAUGCAAAGCCUCGCUGUCUGAUGGGCGAACUGCGUCGGGGUCUGAGUCGUCAGGGACGGGGCGGGUGGCUUUACCGGACGAGAGUGAAGUGCGAGCCAGCUUGGGAGAGAUAUCGGACAGCUUGCGUUCGAUCUCCACGGAUUUCAUGCGGAAGCUGCCGAGUGAUCUUCAGGUGGAUAUUAAAGACGCUGCUUUCAUCUUAUCUAGUGGCCAAGUGGCUUUAGAGUGUGGAGAGCAAUCAGGUGCUGCUCUUACGCAAUUGGCUAAUGCUCUAGAGGCUGGCGAUCGCACAUCUGCAGCAGCAGCAGCAAGUCUCUUGCCCGAAGCUGUGGCUACACUAGAUCCUGGAUCUGCAGAGCGUAAUGCCUUGGGAAAACGACUGAAAGCUGCGGGAAGGCGAUUCACAGGCACGGGAUCAUAUGGUGACGGUGAACUGCUCAAGAUUGGGCGGGCGCUAAUUUCAGCUGGUGAAAUUGUCGCUCAAGGGUGCAAGGAAGCAGGUCCUCGGACGCCGUCCAUUGCAUCGAGGACGCUGAAGUUCGGUUCCCUGGAGGUUGCGAUAACUCGUGAGCGGGCCUUCACCGGUGCUGCUGUAUCUGUGGGAUUUGGUCUGAUAUCACUCUGGCUGACAAGAGGACUUCAGGGAACCAAUCAAGACCUCGACUACGCCAAUCAAAAUGCUGUCUCAGUUGCCUUGUCACUGAGAGGAACACUACUGGCGAUGGGCUACUACUCCAGCGCACUUGCCGCCCUUGUUGCUGUGGGACUAGUUGCACUUGGCAUCCAAGUCAAUGGAGGGGACUCUGACAAUGACUCUUCCAAGACUUAAGCCAGCAAGUGAAUGACAACAUCAUUACUCCCAAUCCAAGCGAGAUGGUACUCCCUUCUUUCAACUUCUGACCCUCUGCUAGCUCUCUCUCUCUCUCUCUCUCUCUCUCUCUCUCUCUCUCUCUCUCUCUCUCUCUCUCUCUCUCUCUCUCUCUCUCUCUCUCUCUCUCUCNCUCUCUCUCUCUCUCUCUCUCUCUCUCUCUCUCUCUCUCUCUCUCUCUCUCUCUCUCUCUCUCUCUCUCUCUCUCUCUCUCUCUCUCUUGCCGUGUGCCUGAACAUGUGAAGGCUACUUGCAUGCCUAUAGAUGUGAACAUUAUUAGUCUAUUUAUACUUCAGAACUUAGAAGAACUGAAGUGACAGCAGUCACCUAUAGGCUCACACGAUCGGAAAAAGCAUCAGACUUUACGGAAUUCCACGAGUCCUUCAUUAUUUUAUUGUAAAGUUGUAACUUGUAAAUCAUGGUCUCUGCUCCCACAGACUAUCUGCAAUCUCUCAGAGCUCCAGUUUGUGACAGAGAGAAACUUUGCCACCAGAAGUGUCCUGUCAUUACCGUCUUCACCCGAAUAGAACCGCCCAGUAAUUAUGGCCGUACCUGGACUCGUAGUUGCACCAAAUACAGCCAUAAUGACCGGGAGUUCUAUUCGGAUGAAGAAGGUAGUCUGGAACGAGUUAUGUAGCUUGUGAAUUGCCAUAUUCGAGUGAUGAUCGCAGCUUCCCGUUGAUUUCCUUCUGUGUCAUGAUGUUAGGGAGUAAGUACAUGCUCUUCUUUUGCUUUUUUUUUUUUUUUUUGAGUCAUGAUGGGCCAUCCUUUCAGCGGACGUUGGUAAACUGUGAACCUCUGCCAUUGGCCAACAACCAGUUGUAGGUAAGGAUGACAUGGUGAUGACGUUGCAGUGACAUUGUCAUGUUCUCUUCUGGAGAACUGAAGUUCGCUGGUGAGGUGACGAUGUCCAUCAUCAUCCACUUGUAAAUGUGCCAACGAGUGACAAGUCAGGGUUUGGGGGGUCAAGUCCUUCAGGACAUCUGUUAAAAUUGGAACGAUACAGAGAAGAUUAGCAUUGGCCCUGCGCGGUCUACACACAGAUGCAGCUUGAGCUCAACCACAAUCAAUGUGGCAAGCGUUG
Molecule: messenger RNA, 2669 nt
Organism: Chara braunii
Lineage: Eukaryota; Viridiplantae; Streptophyta; Charophyceae; Charales; Characeae
Source: the annotation of a GenBank genome assembly